AUGUAUGAGAAGAAUUUAAUUCAAUCAAUUCAAACUUCUCUCAAGAAAAAUAAUCUUAUUUUACGAAGAACUGCUGAUAAUAUGAAUAUAUUCUAUUUAGGAAAUCUUCAAGAUUUCGAAAGCAAAGCCGAUAAAUAUUUAACAACAUCCGAAGAUUAUGAUAUUCUCUUUAAUAUGAAUGAUGUCAAUAAUGAAAAACCAUUCAAUGUGGCAUUCAAAGAAAUGAUUGAAUCAAUGAAUAGUUUAUUAGAAAAAUUAAAAACACAUAAGGCCAUCAGUUCAGAUUUAUAUGAACGAUUCAUUGCUGAUCCAAAUAAAGUCAAAUUACCUUAUUUAUAUUUUCUACCCAAUCUAUCCAAUGAAAAAGGGAUGUCAUUAGUACCGAUGGUGACAUCAGAAUAUAGUGCCACAUGGAAAAUUGCCAAAUACUUGAAUCAAUUAUUACGACCCUUUGCCGAUGGAGUUUUACGUUCGACCACAUUUGUUAAUGAAACUGAUUUUAUUCGACAAUUAAAUCGUUAUGCUACUACAGAACGUCGUCUUCGGCCAACAACUCUAUUUUGUUCCAUCAAAAUAACAAACUUUUAUACAUUAGAUGAACACCGAAAUAUGAUCGAUACGAUUGGCUAUUUUUUACAAGACCAUUUAGUAACAAACAAACUUGGAUUACUCACUGUUCAAACUAUUCGAAAUCUACUCCAUUUAUUUCUUUAUAAUAAUAUUUUUUCUUACAAGGAAGAUAUCUUUAAAUUUACAAAAGGUGCUCCAAAUACAGUAGCAUUAACCGAAACAUUAUCCAAUAUUUAUUUAUUCGUAUGGCAAAAGAAAUUAUUGAAAGAAGUGAAUCAAAGUAUCGAAUUGUUCGGAAGAUCAACUAUUCUUUACAUGGAAUAA
This is a messenger RNA of Rotaria sp. Silwood1, 894 nucleotides long. The record is from the annotation of a GenBank genome assembly. NCBI's taxonomy places the organism in Eukaryota, Metazoa, Rotifera, Eurotatoria, Philodinida, Philodinidae.